Messenger RNA from Entamoeba dispar SAW760, 744 nucleotides. RefSeq lists its product as uncharacterized. The coding region runs from base 1 to 744 and encodes 247 amino acids. The transcript has a single exon. The record is from RefSeq and is a predicted model, not a curated record. Lineage: Eukaryota; Evosea; Mastigamoebida; Endamoebidae.
AUGAUGAUCUUUUUAAUAACAGGUAUUUUAUUCUUUAUUUCAAUAUUUGGAUUUAUUUUCUAUUUAAAUAUGACAAGUAAUCCAAUUGUUUGUGGACCAAUUAAAGAAAUCAUUCUUCCAACUAUUCAAGUACUUGGAGAUACUUCUAUUCUUCAAAGAUUAACACUUCAAGAAAUACCAAUUUAUCAAGAAAUAAUUAGUUAUUAUCCACAAGCACAAAUUUAUCUUAGUCUUUUUAUUAAGAAAGCAUCUGUUAUUGGAUUAAAUUCACCAAUUUUGUUAAUAGUUAUAGGAAUUUUCCUUCUAUCAAAGAAAAGUAUUCAAACUACAAGAAUCACUGUUGUUUCAUUAAUCACAACAAUAAUAAUUAUGUUGACGUCAAUUGAAUUUAUUACAAAAACACAUGACAUUCUUUCAUGCAUUAUUUGUUCAUUAAUAAUAAUAAUUUUGAUUUUAAUUAUUGUUAAUUUUAUGAUCUCAUAUGGACAUUUAUUCUUAUUCCCAAUUAUUCUAAUUAACUGUUGCUCAGUUGUAAUUGGAUUAUAUCGAGUCUUUGUAAUAGAAGUAUUCAUUUUAUUUAUGAUUGUUUACAUCUUUUCAUUACUUUACAUUUAUUUCUGGUCAAGUGGAUAUGCUGUAUUUGCAUCAACAUUAAUCUUCAUUGGAAUAAACCAAUUACUGCCAUUAAGAAGUGGUUAUUUACUUGCAACUAUCUUCUUAGUAACUGGUUCAAAAAUUAAUUGA